Messenger RNA from Hibiscus syriacus, 1635 nucleotides. RefSeq names its product G-box-binding factor 3-like. Gene Ontology annotation, molecular function: sequence-specific DNA binding; DNA-binding transcription factor activity. The record is from RefSeq and is a predicted model, not a curated record. Lineage: Eukaryota; Viridiplantae; Streptophyta; Magnoliopsida; Malvales; Malvaceae. Gene Ontology annotation, biological process: regulation of DNA-templated transcription. The transcript is spliced from 12 exons. Bases 212 to 1294 code for a protein of 360 amino acids. Gene Ontology annotation, cellular component: nucleus.
CAAUCGUGUUUCUCUUUGUUUUCGAGUGAAUAUAAAUAUAAUGCAGUCCUUUUAACUAUUUUGUUUUAUAAUUUUUCUUUUUUCCUUUUUCACAAUUGAGGGUUGUCCAAUUUCGCUUCUGAGUAGAGGAUUUCUGGAUUCGGAUUUUCAAGUUGACAGAGAGAGGCAAACAAAUUUCUAGAAAAUAGGUUUCCAAAUUUGGUGCCUGACAAUGGGAAACAAUGAGGAAGGAAAGUCCAAGUCAGAAAAAUCUUCAUCGGUGCCAACUGAUCAGGCCAAUAUUCAUGUCUAUCCCAAUUGGGCAGCCAUGCAGGCAUAUUAUGGUCCUCGAGUCACUAUGCCACCAUAUUACAACUCAGCUGUGGCCUCUGGCCAUGCUCCUCACCCUUAUAUGUGGGGUCCUCCACAGCCUAUGAUGCCGCCUUAUGGGGCACCUUAUGCAACAAUCUACCCGCAUGGGGGAGUUUAUGCCCAUCCUGCAGUUCCUUUAACUGCCACCGCCGUGGAAACUCCUUCAAAGUCAUCAGGAAAUACAGAAUGCGGUUUAACGAAGAAGAUGAAAGGAUUUGAUAGCCUUGCUAUGUCAAUAGGUAAUGGUACUGCUGAGAACGAUGAGGGUGCAGCCAAGCAUAGAAUGUCCCAGAGUGCGGAGACUGAAGCUUCUACCGAUGGUAGUGAUGGAAAUACGACGGGGACGGAUGAAAGUAGACGGAAAAGAAGCAGGGAGGGAACACCAACCAUUGGUGGAGAUGGGAAAAAUGAGGCAAAGGCUCUGGUGGAGGUAACUACAACUAUUUGUCCUAAACCAGUUGGAGCUGUACUUUCUCGUGGCAUGAGCACAACAUUGGAGCUUAGGAACCCUCCCUCUAUGAAUCCUAAGUCUAGACCUACGAACGUACCUUGUGCAGUAAUGCCUCCUGAAGUCUGGAUGCAGAAUGAACGGGAGCUGAAACGGGAGAGGAGGAAACAAUCAAAUAGAGACUCUGCUAGAAGGUCAAGGUUGAGGAAGCAGGCUGAGACGGAAGAGCUCUCCCGUAAAGUCGAGUACUUGACUGCAGAGAAUGCGACACUAAGAUCUGAAAUAAAUCAACUAACUGAAAAAUCAGAGAAACUAAGGGUAGAAAAUGCUACAUUAGUGGAGGGACUGAAAGCUUCUAAACUGGGACAGGCACAGGAAAUCACUACGCACAAAAACGAAGGCAAAGAGGGUGAAAUGUACAAGAAAAAGUCCGGUGUCAAGCUGCAUCAACUCCUGGACGCGAGUCCAAGAACCGACGCAGUGGCCGCCAGCUGAGGAAGUGAAAACAAUUUACAGCCGAGUUAAUUUUGACAUUUUAAGUCGGGCAGAAGCAUGUAGUUUUGGCAUAAUUACAAGCCCCAAACUACUGCUGACAGUUGGUAGAGGGAUGAAAUAGUAGUGGUAGUUGUUUGUUAGGGACUGAAACUAUGUUUGGGAAACUUUGUAAGUUGGGUGUCGUAGCAGAACUGAACUGAUGUAAUUUUGUAUUUGAAAAUCAGAGUGCAGAGAAAGCCCUGGAAGAAAAGGUUAAUGUACAUCAAGGAGAAAGUAGAUAUUGUGUUUAGGGAAAAGGGUAUUCAAAGAAACCUUUUUAUAAUAAUUGUGCAAAUUUUAAA